Populus trichocarpa (black cottonwood) is the source of this 2153-nucleotide messenger RNA. RefSeq names its product isocitrate lyase. The record is from RefSeq and is a predicted model, not a curated record. The transcript has 2 exons. Gene Ontology annotation, molecular function: isocitrate lyase activity. The coding region runs from base 85 to 1746 and encodes 553 amino acids. NCBI's taxonomy places the organism in Eukaryota, Viridiplantae, Streptophyta, Magnoliopsida, Malpighiales, Salicaceae. Gene Ontology annotation, biological process: carboxylic acid metabolic process. Gene Ontology annotation, cellular component: glyoxysome.
UGGAGAAGCCUUUUGCAGUUGUUCUUACACACAUAAUACAAAGAAAAGAAAUUAUUCUUGUUUUUUUAGGAAAAGAGUUCUGCCAUGGCUGCAUCUUACUCAGUGCCUUCAAUGAUAAUGGAGGAAGAAGGGAGAUUUGAAGCAGAAGUUGCAGAGGUGCAAGCAUGGUGGAACUCGGAGAGGUUCAAGCUAACCCGCAGACCAUACACAGCAAGAGAUGUUGUGGCUCUACGAGGAAACUUGAAGCAAGGCUAUGGCUCGAAUGAGAUGGCUAAGAAGCUGUGGAGAACUCUCAAGACUCACCAAGCCAAUGGCACUGCCUCUAGGACUUUUGGUUCACUAGACCCUGUCCAGGUAGCCAUGAUGGCUAAGCACUUGGACAGCAUUUAUGUUUCUGGUUGGCAGUGCUCCUCAACACAUACCAGCACCAAUGAACCAGGUCCUGACCUUGCUGAUUACCCCUAUGACACAGUCCCUAACAAAGUAGAACAUCUGUUCUUUGCGCAACAAUAUCAUGACAGGAAGCAGAGAGAGGCAAGAAUGAGCAUGAGCCGCGAGGAGAGGGCUAGGACCCCAUAUGUUGAUUACUUAAAGCCAAUCAUAGCUGAUGGUGAUACUGGUUUUGGUGCCACUACAGCAACUGUUAAGCUUUGCAAGCUCUUUGUGGAGCGUGGCGCUGCUGGUGUCCAUAUUGAGGACCAGUCCUCUGUGACCAAAAAAUGUGGCCAUAUGGCUGGUAAGGUGCUUGUUGCUAUUAGUGAGCACAUUAAUAGGCUUGUAGCGGCAAGGCUGCAAUUUGAUGUCAUGGGGGUGGAGACGGUGCUGGUAGCUAGGACUGAUGCAGAAGCAGCAAGUUUGAUCCAAAGCAAUGUGGACGCUAGAGAUCACCAGUUCAUUUUGGGUGCGACUAAUCCAAAUCUUAGAGGGAAAAAUUUGGCCAAUCUUUUGGCAGAAGCAAUGGCUGCUGGUAAAACUGGAGCUGAACUUCAAGCCAUUGAGGACAACUGGCUUGCAAUGGCACAACUUAAGACAUUCUCUGAGUGCGUUAUGGACACAAUCAAGAGUAUGAAUAUUGGAGAGUACGAGAAGAGGAAGAGAUUGAAUGAAUGGACGAACCAUUCUAGCUAUGACAAGUGCUUGUCCAUUGAACAAGGCCGAGAGAUUGCAGAAAGAUUGGGUCUUAACAAUCUUUUCUGGGACUGGGACUUGCCUCGGACCAGAGAAGGGUUCUAUAGGUUUAGAGGGUCUGUGGAUGCGGCUAUUGUUCGUGGCAGGGCUUUUGCUCCUCACGCUGAUCUUAUUUGGAUGGAGACUGCUGGCCCAGAUUUGGCUGAGUGCACCAAGUUUGCAGAAGGUCUGAAAUCAAUGCACCCUGAGAUCAUGUUGGCCUAUAAUCUUUCCCCGUCUUUCAAUUGGGAUGCAUCCGGCAUGACCGAUGAACAAAUGAGGGAUUUCAUUCCUAGGAUUGCUAAGUUGGGGUUUUGCUGGCAGUUCAUAACAUUGGCAGGUUUCCAUGCUGAUGCGCUGGUCACCGACACUUUUGCAAGAGAUUAUGCAAAGAGGGGAAUGCUGGCCUACGUAGAGAGGAUCCAGAGGGAGGAAAGGAAAAAUGGAGUUGACACCCUUGCGCAUCAGAAAUGGUCUGGUGCAAAUUACUACGAUCGGUAUCUGAAGACUGUCCAAGGAGGCAUUUCUUCCACUGCUGCCAUGGGAAAAGGCAAGUCACACAUAUUUUUUGUACACUAAAGAAAGAAUUGAAGUAGCAAAAGCUUGACAAUCUUGAAUCCUAAUUCUGUUUUGCAGGAGUGACUGAGGAGCAAUUCAAAGAGACAUGGAACAGGCCAGGAGCUCUCGAAAUGGGUGGUGCAGGAUCUGAAGCGGUUGCUAAGUCAAGGAUGUAAGACCAGAGCUGCUUUUGAGUAUGGUUUAAGGAUCACUUAGAACAUCGACCAGUUCCUAUAUUGUGGAACUGGAAGUGAAUAAUUUCUGGCAAUUACGCCAUUCUUGUCUUCUUCUUUUUACCAGCUACAUUGUGCUCGUCAUCACUUAGUCUAGCUCUGUCUAAAGCCAUUGUCAGAACAGGAACUUGUUUAUGGUUACUGUAACUCAGUUUCCUUCAUAUGUUUGCAAUACUAUAUGAUGUUUGUGCUCUA